Molecule: messenger RNA, 342 nt
Organism: Trichoderma atroviride IMI 206040
Lineage: Eukaryota; Fungi; Ascomycota; Sordariomycetes; Hypocreales; Hypocreaceae
Cellular component (GO): cytosol
Source: RefSeq, a predicted model, not a curated record
AUGGAUUAUGCCUCCAUUCCGACACCAGCUUCGUGCUAUGCCGACUUUUGUUUGAUCCCCAUUGGCACAAACACCGUCUCUGUGGCAGAGGAAAUCGCCCAGGUUCAGCGGGUGCUCAAAGCAAGUGGUCUGAAAUACACGAUGCACUCUGCUGGGACAACUGUUGAGGGUAACUGGGAGGAGGUCAUGACGGUGAUUGGCAAAGCGCACUCGGCAGUUCAUGAAAAGGGCGUUGUGAGGGUUCAGUCCUCGAUGAGAGUUGGAUCCAGGACGGAUAAGAAGCAGACCGCAGAGGAUAAGGUCAAGAGAGUCGAAGAUUUGCUGGGCGCAGACACUAAAUGA